Rosa chinensis is the source of this 809-nucleotide messenger RNA. RefSeq lists its product as uncharacterized. The transcript has 3 exons. Lineage: Eukaryota; Viridiplantae; Streptophyta; Magnoliopsida; Rosales; Rosaceae. Bases 326 to 643 code for a protein of 105 amino acids. The record is from RefSeq and is a predicted model, not a curated record.
ACCCAUCUCCCUCCUCUCAUCCCCUCUUUGGUAUAUGAUUCUUUCUUUUCAAUUCGUUGUAUACCGUGGAUGAUAGAUAGAAAAAUUUAUAUGAGUGUGUUUCUCUUUAAGAGAUGAAGAAAAUUGUGUAAAAUUUUUGACUGGAGGAGGCCAGAGAUGGCGACGUGGUGAUCAGAAAAGAAGAAUGCAAUCGGGUGUUUGUGUGUGUAAUCAAGUGUAAUGGAACCUGCAAAAAUUGAUUGGAAAAACUUGGAAUGGAGAUUUGUAGAGGACAAAGCCUACGAGCAUAUCAACGUCCCCAAGUGGUUCGAUUUCUUAAACCCCAAUGACAACCUUGUCAAUGACCACGCCUGGUUAUGCACUCCCGGUCAGCUUUUUCCUCCUCCUUCUUCUUCUUGUUUUUUUCUUUCUCUAUUUCUUAUUAACACAAGAAUCAUACAUGUAUUACAGAGUGCAAUCACCCAAAGACGGCCGCAGAUUUUCUCAGAUCCUCACCUUUCAAGGGUUUCGAGCCCAUCUGAUGUUUCUGGGCUCUUUCCGCUUGGUGAUAAAGUCCAAAGGUGGUGAAACAUGGGAUGCCCAAGAGAGUGAUGAAGGAGAUGAUGGAGGGCGACUUUUGGAGCUUCAACAACUUCAAAGGUAGAGCUUCUCAAUAGGAAGGGACUGUUUUACCCCUAAAAAUACGCCACGUGGCAUAUAGGUUAACGCCGUCAUGGACGGCAGGUACGAUUGUUGGGCCACGUUGGCUAUUUGGAGUACCAUUGUGAUAGUUUCAGAAACUUGAGUAUAUAAAUUCAGAGUGAGCCUUA